UGUGAUUAUAAAAAGUUGAACUAAAAUUUGUUUGAAUUGAAUGUGAAUGUUUUUAUUAAAUGCAGCUUUAGCACUGCAUGACUUGUACAAUGCCCUAAAAAAGCCAAAGCAGCUUAAGGGUUGGACGGCAGAAGGUGGAGAUCCCUGUGAACAAUCUUGGACUGGAAUCGAAUGCUCUGGCUCAUCGGUCAUACAUAUCAAACUGCGUGGACUGGAGCUUGAGGGAUACCUUGGUGGCCUGCUUUUCAAUCUCCACAGCUUAAAACACUUGGAUAUUAGCUCAAAUCGAGUAGGAGGAAUGAUCCCAGAUGGCCUUCCACCUAAUGUCACCUACUUGAAUUUGUCAGAAAACAAAUUUUUGCUGAGCAUUCCACAGACCCUUUCUUUCUUGAGAAACUUACGACAUCUGAAUCUCAGUCACAACAUUUUAUCUGGACCCAUUGGAAGUGUGUUCAAAGGUCUUGACAACUUGAAGGAAAUGGAUCUAUCAUACAACAAGUUCAGUGGAGAUCUACCGAGCUCAUUUGCAUCUCUGACAAAUCUUACCAAACUGUAUCUGCAAAACAAUGAACUCACUGGUUCAGUGGUAUACCUGGCUGACCUAUCAUUGAUUGAAUUGAACAUUCAGGAUAAUCAUUUCAGUGGCAUCAUCCCACAGCAUUUUCAAACCAUUACGAAUCUAUGGAUUGGAGGAAAUAAUUUCAGUCGAGUUGCCUCUUACUCUCCAUGGAAUUUUCCUUACGAUAAGGUCCCCAGUGAGCAGAAUAUUUCUAGUCCGCCAAUAGCUGAGUCAAGCGCCAUAGAAAAGAAUCCUUCUAGGGGAACACAACAGCAGCACAAGAGAAAGGGGAAGGCCUUAGGAAUAAUAGCUUUAGGAGUUGGAGGAGCAGCCUUCAUUUUGACUCUUCUGGGAGUUGCCAUUGUUGUCCACAUUAAGCGAAAUCAUACUGCUGAGCCUGAAAGCUUGAACAGCAGUCGUAGGUCAAUGUGCUCCUUUCCAGUUAGUUCAAAUGGAGAUCAUUCUUCUGGGAGAUAUGAAGAUGUCCCACAAAAUUUGUCAUUCACCACUCCACCUGUGGCCUUACCCAGACAUACAUCUGCUGUUCGUGUGUCCACCAAGGGCAAAGUGCCCCCAAAUGCAAAACUUUACACAGUAUCUGAACUCCAGUUGGCUACAAAUAACUUCAAUGAAGAAAACUUUCUUGGAGAAGGAUCGCUAGGUUCAGUUUACAAAGCAAAGUUCCCUGACACCAAGGUUUUUGUUGUGAAAAACAUAAACUUGGUAUCUCUGUCUUUCCAUGAAGAAGAACAAUUUUUGGAUGUUGUUCGUAGCAUAUCUCGUUUGCAGCAUCCAAAUAUUGUAUGUCUUACUGGCUACUGUGUGGAGAACGGACAUCACCUUCUUGUAUAUGAAUAUGUCAGAGAUUUGACUCUUGAUAAAGCUCUUCAUUGUAAAUUCUUUUUGCCACUUACCUGGGACCUCCGUAUUCAGAUAGCAGUUGGUGUGGCAGAAGCCCUGAAUUAUAUGCAUUCCUUGUUACCCCCAAUUGCACACUGCAAUCUGAAAGCCGCCAACAUUUUGCUUGAUGAUGUGCUUAAGCCUCAAGUAGCUGACAGUGGACUUUCUAUAUUGAGGCCUCUCACCAGAAACAGUGUCAAAGUCAAGGCUGCUGAGAUGGCUAUCAAUGAUAGUGGCUACAUUCCACAAGAAUAUGGGCAAACAGGAAUAGAGAGCAUAAAGACUGAUGUAUAUGCCUUUGGUGUCUUGCUUCUGGAACUUUUGACCGGAAGAAGGCCAUUUGACAGCUCUAGAGCAACAGAAGAGCAAUGUUUGGUAAAAUGGGCUUCACAUAGACUUCAUGAUUAUGGAUCUCUUGAAGACAUGGUUGAUCCAAUUCUAAGAAGAUCAAUCUCUGCAAAGACUCUCUCGAGAUGUGCUGACAUCAUAUCUUUAUGUGUUCAGCCUGAAAAAGAAUUCCGGCCACGAAUGUCAGAAAUUGUUGAAGCUCUAAUGAGAAUCUUGCCAAAGCCUGGGGCAGAUGUUGUAGAAGGUGAUGCCUUUGAGAGAUCUUUCCGGUCAACUAAAACUCGUUUUUCUGAACUCUCCUGAGAAGCUUCAUGCCUGUAUGAAUUGGUCAGACCAGAAAAUAAAUUUUUGCAGCAAUGCCAGCAACUGCCACUCAACUUAGAGAUAGGAAUAUAGGAUGUGCAAAGCUAUUAUCGUUAACAGUUGGAGUCUUAUUGUAUAGCUCAAUGCCUAAUAAGGCACGGUUACACUGUAAUACUGUGAAUCCAAUGCAAGUUAGCAUUGGUGAGUUAGGCUAUAACUGAAAAAAAAAAUAGGCACAGAGUAAACAAUAGCUCAUGGUUUAACAGUUUCUUAUUCAUAGGUUCAGUUUAUUUUUGUUAAAGGUUUGUUCUCACUCUUCUCAGCAAUGUUUGAUUUCAAAUUCAGAUUAUGUUGAAUACAUUCAGCUAAACAAAAUUCUGAUAGGGAAAACGUAAAGGUAUUCAUCAGAUAUACUGCUUCA
This is a messenger RNA of Chenopodium quinoa (quinoa), 2531 nucleotides long. RefSeq names its product protein STRUBBELIG-RECEPTOR FAMILY 2-like. The coding region runs from base 47 to 2110 and encodes 687 amino acids. Gene Ontology annotation, molecular function: protein binding; protein kinase activity; ATP binding. Gene Ontology annotation, biological process: protein phosphorylation. NCBI's taxonomy places the organism in Eukaryota, Viridiplantae, Streptophyta, Magnoliopsida, Caryophyllales, Amaranthaceae. The transcript has 15 exons. The record is from RefSeq and is a predicted model, not a curated record.